Molecule: messenger RNA, 519 nt
Organism: Striga hermonthica
Lineage: Eukaryota; Viridiplantae; Streptophyta; Magnoliopsida; Lamiales; Orobanchaceae
Source: the annotation of a GenBank genome assembly
AUGCGUAACUAUUUCUCUCUGCUUUCCUGGGACGACAAAUCGUUAUCCGCACGACAACUCCACUUGCCAUUUCCUACGAUUAAGGAUGUGAGCUAUUGUGAUGGCGUGGUGUGCCUCGACGAUGGGUUUAUUGACGAUAGAGUUGCCCUUUGGAACCCGUCGACUAACGAAUUCAAGUUCCUUCCUAAGACCAGCAUCCAGCUCCAUCCAGAUGCUGAUUAUCUCAUGUUUGAAUGUCCCGUGAUUGGGUUCGAUAGUAAUUCUCAACAUCUUAAAGUACUAAGACUGCAUCUUGCCGAGCGGGAUGGGUCGCUUGCCACUAUAACCUACCCAAAUUAUGGAGAGGAAAAAACUUUUGAAUUGUGGGUGAGAAGUCACGAUGGUUCGUGGGAGUGGAUAUCCACCUUUUGUGUUCCUGGUGCUGAGGCGCCAUUAGGGUUCUGGACAAAAGAUGAUCUGCUUUUUCGAGGCAAAGGUGAUGGCGAGGAUUCAAUGUCUUGCUUCACGAUUGGGCUGUAA